AACCCCACCGACCAGGUGGGUGGUUGGGUGGUUUAUGACAGAAAACUAUGAUGGUUGCUUCUUGCCCUUCCUCGAAUAUGAAGACAUUUUGGAUAAAAUACCCGCGUGCUUCAUGCCUGGUUCUAGCUAUAUAAUCCAGUUCCUGCCUGGCUCAAUCUGAGACGAGGAUGAAACAUGGUGAUUGUGGGACAUUUGGCCUUCAACCGUGGUGGUAUUAAGUUUGACUGUUAAGUCAGGAUUAGGAAACUAGCUUAAGUAAAAUAUCUCUGCAUUUCUUUCUUCUAUCCAUUAAUUUGAAGACAAAGGCUGCAGAGAGCCAUAGACAGUGGACAGUCGGUUGGAUUGUAGAACCCAAGAGAUGGAUUCCAUUUCCAGCCAGAGUAGCAAGGAUAAGAAGAAAACAGUGAUGCACUCCAUGCUGCUCUGCUGUAAACUUUAUAUAUCUGAAGCACGAAAUGCCGAAGCUCUUGAUUCCAUCGAACGUGCAGCUAAACGUGAUCCAGAAACUGUUAUCGUCAACAAAUUUGAGGAUCGUGAUUACAAUAGAGUCUGCUACACACUUGUCUCAUAUGUUGUCCAUGAUAGCACUGGCUGUCCAAUUUACAGCCCCUUGCAGCAGAGUGUAGUAGCCAUGGCUGAAGCUGCUUAUGAAGCCAUAAACCUUGAGCAGCACUUAGGGACACAUCCUCGUCUUGGCGUCAUGGAUGACAUUCUCUGCCACCCAUUAGCUCGAGCUUCACUGGAUGAGGCAGCUUGGCUGGCUCAAAAAGUUGCAGCUGAAAUUGGAAAUCGAUUUCAAGUACCGGUAUAUCUAUAUGGGGCAGCAAAUCCAACAGGAAAGGCUUUGGACACCAUAAGGCGAGAGCUGGGCUACUUUCGUCCAAAUAACGGCCACCACUGGGUUGGCUGGACACAGCCACAAGUCCUUCCAGAAAAGCCGAAUGAAGGUCCAGAAGUGGUCACCAGUGCGAGGGGCAUUAGCAUGAUAGGUGCACGGCCAUGGAUUGCCAUGUACAACAUACCAGUCAUGUCCACAGAUGUAUCAGCAGCUCGACGGAUCGCACUGAUGGUCAGUGCUCGAGGAGGGGGGUUGCCUACUGUGCAAACUUUAGGCCUGGUUCAUGGUGAGGACUCAACUGAGAUAGCAUGCAUGCUACCGGAGCCAAACCAGAUUGGUGCAGACCGAGUCCAAAACCAUGUUGAGAAGCUAGCAGCACAAGAACGCCUAGAUGUAGAGCAGGGAUACUUCACGGAUAUCCCUCCACAGAUGAUUACUGAGAGAUACAGAAAAUUGAUAAAUGCUGAUUCAGAUUGAUCACUUGAGGCUCCUUCUGGUGCAUGAUUGUUGAUGACCUGACCCUCUUGAAACGUACAUUGAAGUUCUACAAAAUGUAGAUGAAUGAUCAUUGUGGUAAUUCUAUCCAAGCCAUGAUAAAAUAAGUAGUACAUGCUUCUCUGUUAGAGCUGAAUUCUUUAGUUCUUUCCACCAAUUUCUGCUUCCUUUUAUUUCAA
Molecule: messenger RNA, 1512 nt
Organism: Coffea eugenioides
Lineage: Eukaryota; Viridiplantae; Streptophyta; Magnoliopsida; Gentianales; Rubiaceae
Product: formimidoyltransferase-cyclodeaminase-like
Exons: 3
Coding region: 359-1315 (318 amino acids)
Molecular function (GO): folic acid binding; transferase activity
Source: RefSeq, a predicted model, not a curated record